Messenger RNA from Sinocyclocheilus anshuiensis, 1261 nucleotides. RefSeq names its product DNA fragmentation factor, beta polypeptide (caspase-activated DNase). Gene Ontology annotation, cellular component: cytoplasm; nucleus. The record is from RefSeq and is a predicted model, not a curated record. NCBI's taxonomy places the organism in Eukaryota, Metazoa, Chordata, Actinopteri, Cypriniformes, Cyprinidae. Gene Ontology annotation, molecular function: DNA endonuclease activity. The transcript is spliced from 7 exons. Gene Ontology annotation, biological process: apoptotic DNA fragmentation; apoptotic process. The coding region runs from base 50 to 1048 and encodes 332 amino acids.
UGCAGACACAGGGCGGAAGAGAAACUUUAGCAUUUGCGGAAAACAAAAUAUGCACAAAAUAACAAACCCCAAGCUGUUUAAGAUCAGAAGGGCCAACCAGGCCAAAAAAUACGGAAUUGCAGCUGUUACCCUGAAGGAGCUGAUUAAAAAAGCAUGCCAUUUACUAAAGGUAUCCAGCUCCGGAGGCCAGGUCUGCUUAUACGAGGACGGGACAGUAGUUACCGAAGAGUAUUUUCAAAAUCUUCCCCAUAACACGGAACUUGUUCUUCUGCCUGAGGGACAGAGCUGGAAUGGACUUGUGCAUGAAAUAAACCAAGUCCUGGGUUUGGACAGAGACGCAGACCUUCUGAUCAGUGCAGCGAAGGAUCUUCUGGCAGAUGAACGUUCUCCCAAACGGCGCAGAAUACUGGGAGACCUUCUGAGGAACCUGAGGGACAGUUCAGAGGUGGAGAGCAGAGAAGAUGAUAAGGACUGGUUUCAAGGUAUUGAUGCCCGGUUUAAAACCAAGUCUGCUUACAUGAAGUAUAACUGUGAGAGCAGAAUCCGAGGAUAUUUGAAAGAGGUUGAUGGAUAUACACGGUCUAUUCCAAAUGCCAAGACAAAAAGUGAAUAUAAAAAGGUGGUGGAGAUCCUGGCAGAGAAACUGAAAGCUGCACGGUAUAAUGGCACCUAUUUUGACAGAUCGGAGAGGGACGUCCACAGGCUCUGCACUGAAGAGGGCUGGUUCACCUGCCAGGGUGCCUUUGAUGAGAACAACUGCACAUUUCUUCACUCAAUAAACCCAUACGGGAACCGUGAGAGCAGAAUUCUCUUCAGCACCUGGAAUCUGGACCACCUGAUAGAAAAGAAGAGGGCCAUCAUCCCCACACUCGCUGAGGCGCUGAAGGGCAAUAAGAGCGGCGAUAUAAAUGUGGAUUAUUUCUACAAACUGUUGUUCACAAGGGAGAAUCUCAAGCUGGUUCACAUCGUCUGCCAUAAGAAAGGAGCCCAUGAGCUCAGCUGUGACUCCAGAAAAAUCUACAAACGGGUCAGGAGGACUGUGAAAUGAAAUAAUCCUCUUAUGAAUUCUGCAGCUUAGUGUGAAAGUUUCAACUUUAGUGAAUCACAAGCACUGAUGCAAGUUCUGAGAUGCUCAGGGCCAUUUUAUCUUAUUAUGGGGUUAUAUUGUGCUUUAGGUAUAGACAUUUUUAAUUGUAACUUUUAGUUUGUUAUACACCAAAUUUUGUUCCAAAACAUUUGUGACCCUGGACCACAAAACCAG